This is a messenger RNA of Plodia interpunctella (Indianmeal moth), 1426 nucleotides long. RefSeq lists its product as uncharacterized. The record is from RefSeq and is a predicted model, not a curated record. Gene Ontology annotation, molecular function: oxidoreductase activity, acting on the CH-OH group of donors, NAD or NADP as acceptor. NCBI's taxonomy places the organism in Eukaryota, Metazoa, Arthropoda, Insecta, Lepidoptera, Pyralidae. The transcript has 6 exons. Bases 120 to 1337 code for a protein of 405 amino acids.
UAGAAUUUUCUACUUUGAAAUUUGAAAACCAUCAAUGUCAUCAUAUAAACAUACACUGUUAUGUUUAUUUUUAUAAUCAAAAUAACAUUAUUUAACCUUCGUAGAAAAAUAAAAUAGAAAUGAAUUUGCAAAUCUCACCCGUUGAGCCUCCUUUAAGGCUUUUGGUCGUGAAUCCACUGUUGGCCGGGUCCAAGCUGGCGAUCUCGGAAAUAAUGGCAGGUUCCGUAUUCGGGUACAAUCGCUACAUCGACCUUAUUCUUCUCGUGUAUUGCAAUGAAAUAUCUUUAGCUGAACAGUUCAAAAUGGAGCUCAGAGGAUGUGCCUUUGCAAAUUGCAACAAUAUUGUAGUAUCCUCUGAUUUGCCCAGUCUUUCAGAUGCGGAUGUUUUUAUGUUUAUAUCAAAUUUCAAAAAUCCGAACAGAAUUGAUUAUACUAAUUUACACGACGAAAGGCACUUUGACACGAUGUAUCUUAUUUUGAAAGUCGCCACCAACCUUACCGCUUCGUUGGCCGACAAUGAAAUUAAAGAAGAAGAAAAAACAAAACGUAAGAAAAAUAUACCUGAAAAGAAAAAAGAGAAGCCUGUAAUUGUGGCUGAUGGAUUGAUAACAUUAUAUAUUUUGAGGGAAGUAUGCAAGGAUCUUCCUUCAGAUAUACUCUUUUGUCCUACUCCUGUGCCCGUAGUGGUCAGAUCUGUGUUAGCUGAUUAUCUAAAGACGGAAUUGACUAAAUUUAAUCAUGUACAUGCAUGGGCCGCAGACGAUGAAAUUUUCCAUUUUGAAAUAGAAAAACCUUUGAUAAAGAGCGAUACGCUAGAAGAGAGUCGUGCUUGUGGAAAAGAAGUUAUGGGGAAUGAAACACUCGAAUUGUAUGGCUUUGACUAUUUGCAGUUAUGUGAUAAUUGGCUGAAAACUGAACUGAGAGAAAAAGUCGUAUCUCGUUUAGGAAAGAACCCUUAUGGUUCUAUAUUCAGAGCAUCGGAAAUAGUGAGGAUACUUCAAUAUAUUUGGAAGCCUCGAAUAACCAAUGGCCUUCAGUUGUACAUCAACUUGGGCGUCAUUAGCGACGGCUCUCUGGGUUCACUCAAAGGGUUACCUUGCGUGUUGCCAUUAAUUAUAGAGGGAGAAAAUUGGAAUGUUAACAAAUAUUUUGAUCGAGAUUCAUACAUGCGUACCGAGAUGAAACGGAUCAAUAUAAGGGUGAAGCAUAUUUUAGAGAAGUUCACUCCAUACUGCAGGAAGUUCAUGGAAGAUAACGUGGUCCAGAAGAACUUUGUGCCGGCGGAAGAAGAUAUGAUGACGAUGUCUGAUACUACUACUCGUACCACCGAAGUGUGAUUGAAUAAUGUGAUCAAAAAAAUAGCUAGUCACUUAAUAUGUAAUGCUUUUGAUGGUGGCUAAGUACCAAUAAUUUGUAUAUUUGAUGA